CUUUCCUUUUUAUUUUUUUAUCGCUAAAGAAAAUAGAAAAAGGGAAGGGUAAUAAGCGGAUUAGGGCUUUCGAGAGAUCGAGAGAGAUAGAAAGAGAUGGAUUGUGGUAUAUCCGGCGAAGGCGUGAAAUCUUUGGAAUUGAGCGGUAUGGAAUCGAGAGAAGAGAGAUCGGAAACAAAGAAGAAGAAGAGGCGCAGGUUAUGGAUCAACGGCAUGAGAGUUUCAGACAGGAAUCCCAGAAAUGUAUAUCCCGUCACUGGUCAUUUCUCAGAGGGAGGUUUCAUGUACGAUUAUUCCCGAGGUUCCGGCAGAGAAUUUCCCGGCGAGGUCAAACGUUUUGCCGACCUAGCAAUUGCUUCCUACAAUGAAAGCAACCCCAUGAAAUACAGUGUGGUUGAAAUUAUCAGGGCAUCCAAAAUGCUCUGUGCCGGUUUUUUCUACCGUAUUAAGUUUACUGCUAAGCUUCCCGAUCAAAACGACGCCGACGCGCUGACGUUCAGAGCACGUAUUUACGACGGGAUCACGCGUGUUAAAGUUAAAUCUAUUCGUGUUGUCGGUGCUCCUGCAACCGCACCCAUUACCGGUGCACCUGCAGUUUCACCUGAUUGCUGCUAGGCGAUUUCUAUGCGUUCGGAAUAUAAAGUAGCGUUGAUUUGAACGUGACUGGUUUUGCCGAAGUAAAUAUCAUUUUACGGUUUAGUUUCCUGAACGAGUUCGUGUUUAAACAUUUGGUAAAUAUAUGCAAAUUAGUUUGAGAAUUUGCCAAGAGAUGUUUUAAUUUCUUUAACACAAAACUGCAAGAACGUGUACAUAAUUCAGAUACUACAUUGCAAUUAAUUGAGAUUUGAAACUAUAGCUA
This is a messenger RNA of Erythranthe guttata (spotted monkey flower), 859 nucleotides long. RefSeq lists its product as uncharacterized. NCBI's taxonomy places the organism in Eukaryota, Viridiplantae, Streptophyta, Magnoliopsida, Lamiales, Phrymaceae. The record is from RefSeq and is a predicted model, not a curated record. Gene Ontology annotation, molecular function: cysteine-type endopeptidase inhibitor activity.